AACGAUCCCUAAGUGGUCCAACCACCAAACCCGUCGUUUCCAUAUUCGUUUUCAUCAAUUUAUUACUUUUCCACUAUUGUUUUCAGUCGCCAUUUAUAUUUUUAUUUUUCCAAUCAUCAAAUCAAAAUUCAGGCGACUAAUAAAAUUAAGCUCCCUAUAUUAUCUUCACUAUAUAUAUAUAUAUAUAUGUACGUAUAUUUCCAUACAACAUAUAUAUUACUUAGAUCUUAUUAUUGUUAUUGAAUUAAUUGAAUUUGGAUGGCGAAUUUGUAUGUAAGGGCUGUUCCGACGACGGAUUUGAAUCGGAAUACGGAGUGGUUUACGUAUCCCGGUGUAUGGACGACCUAUAUACUCAUAUUGUUCUUUUCAUGGCUUAUUGUUCUCUCCUUAUUCGGUUGCUCUCCUGGAUUGGCUUGGACCACUGUUCAUCUUUCUCAUUUUAUCGUCACAUACCAAUGUUUUCACUGGAAGAAGGGAACACCGUUUGCUGAUGACCAAGGUAUCUACAAUAGGUUGACUUGGUGGGAGCAGAUAGAUAGUGGGAAGCAGCUUACACGCAAUAGGAAGUUUCUUACUGUUGUCCCUGUGGUGCUGUACUUGAUAGCCUCGCAUACAACAGAUUAUCAACACCCAAUGUUGUUCUUCAACACAAUCGCGGUUUUUAUACUGGUCGUUGCCAAGUUUCCUCAUAUGCACAAGGUUCGUAUUUUCGGGAUAAAUGCAGAUCAAUGAGCUUUGGGUUCCAACUGAAUACAUACCACAGUAAAAGAAAAAGUAGUACUAGUUGAUUUGCUUUAUUUAAGCAUCACGACUAAAACUGGGAUGCCCCUCUACAGAUGCCAAAACUGGAAAGGGUCAUCAUUAUUUUGUAAAAGAAAUCAGCCUGUUAUCUCUUUGUGGAUAUUCAUUUUUUGUAACAACUGUUUGUAUGAGAAUAACUCAAUAUUCUUGAACCAAAACAAUGGUUCAUGAGUUUUGCUAAUGUCGAUGAACCUACCUACUAACCUACGAACGUAGAAAUGGAGAGCAAUUUGAAGAACGACUCCUAAUCGAAUUGUUUGGGAUUUCGUCUUAUCAAAAGGUGAAGAUUAUAAACCAAGAUAUGUCAGUUAAUAAA
Capsicum annuum is the source of this 1117-nucleotide messenger RNA. Its product is annotated as ORM1-like protein 3. The transcript has 3 exons. The coding region runs from base 259 to 732 and encodes 157 amino acids. The record is from RefSeq and is a predicted model, not a curated record. Gene Ontology annotation, cellular component: endoplasmic reticulum membrane. NCBI's taxonomy places the organism in Eukaryota, Viridiplantae, Streptophyta, Magnoliopsida, Solanales, Solanaceae. Gene Ontology annotation, biological process: ceramide metabolic process; negative regulation of ceramide biosynthetic process; intracellular sphingolipid homeostasis.